Aspergillus ruber CBS 135680 is the source of this 2313-nucleotide messenger RNA. RefSeq names its product DEAH-box ATP-dependent RNA helicase PRP43. The transcript has 3 exons. Bases 1 to 2313 code for a protein of 770 amino acids. Gene Ontology annotation, molecular function: RNA binding; RNA helicase activity; ATP binding. Gene Ontology annotation, cellular component: intracellular anatomical structure; spliceosomal complex. The record is from RefSeq and is a predicted model, not a curated record. NCBI's taxonomy places the organism in Eukaryota, Fungi, Ascomycota, Eurotiomycetes, Eurotiales, Aspergillaceae.
AUGGUCGAUCGUCGUCCAAAGACUGAGGACGGUUCGCGAUCUAAGCGUCAAAAAAUGGACAAGACCGAGACGGAUCCCAAGGACAAUCCGUACCUGGCUCACAUGUACGCUGAUGAGGACUCGAACGGUAAUGGAUGGGACGAUGGUAUGGCAGAGAAGAACCCGGCCUAUGGCAAAUUGAAGAGACAUCAGACGACGGCGAAGCUGGCGAAGGACGUUGAGGAUAGCGAGGUCAACCCGUUCAACGGACAGCCGUUCUCAAAUAAAUAUGUCUCGAUCCUGCAGACUCGUCGCGAUCUUCCAGUCCAUGCUCAAAGAGAUGAGUUCCUCCAGCUCUACCAGCAGUCCCAGAUUCUAGUCUUCGUCGGUGAAACCGGUUCCGGAAAGACAACACAGAUCCCCCAAUUCGUCCUGUUCGAUGACCUUCCACAGACUCAAGGCAAGCAGGUUGCCUGUACUCAGCCGCGACGUGUGGCGGCUAUGUCCGUCGCUCAACGUGUAGCUGCGGAGAUGGAUUGCAAGUUGGGAGAGGAAGUUGGUUACAGUAUCCGUUUCGAAGACAUGACGAGUCCCCGGACAAUCCUCAAGUACAUGACGGAUGGUAUGCUUCUGAGGGAAGCGAUGAACGACAACACACUUUCGAGGUACAGCACGAUUAUUCUGGACGAAGCUCACGAAAGAACUAUGGCCACCGAUGUGUUGAUGGGUCUGUUGAAAGAGGUUGUCGUGCGUCGUCCUGAUCUGAAGAUUAUUAUCAUGUCUGCUACACUGGAUGCACAAAAGUUCCAGCGGUACUUCAUGGACGCGCCCCUGCUCGCUGUUCCCGGACGAACCCACCCAGUCGAGAUCUUCUACACCCCCGAGCCGGAGCAGGACUAUGUUGAGGCUGCAAUUCGCACGGUUCUGCAGAUCCACGCCAGCGAGGAUGAAGGCGAUAUCCUAUUGUUCCUGACAGGUGAGGAAGAGAUUGAGGAUUCCGUGCGCAAGAUUUCCCUGGAAGCAGAUGAGAUGAUGCGAGAAGCCGACGCUGCUCCCUUGAAGUGCUACCCGCUGUACGGUAGUCUUCCUCCACACAUGCAGCAACGUAUUUUCGAGCCAGCACCUGCUGCACGAGGCCCAGGUGGCCGCCCCGGUAGAAAGUGCAUCAUUUCGACCAACAUUGCUGAAACUUCGCUUACCAUUGACGGUAUCGUGUAUGUCGUGGACCCCGGUUUCUCUAAGCAGAAGAUCUAUAACCCUCGUAUCCGUGUCGAGUCUCUCCUCGUUUCCCCCAUCUCUAAAGCCUCUGCGCAACAGAGAGCUGGUCGUGCCGGUCGUACACGCCCCGGAAAGUGCUUCCGUCUUUACACUGAGGCGGCUUUCAAGAAGGAAUUGAUUGAUCAAACAUAUCCUGAACUUCUCCGUUCCAACCUUUCGUCGACGGUCCUGGAAUUGAAGAAGCUUGGCAUCGACGACUUGGUUCAUUUCGACUUGAUGGAUCCUCCUGCUCCUGAGACUCUGAUGAGAGCCCUAGAGGAACUCAACUACCUGGCCUGUCUCGACGACGAGGGCAACUUGACUCAGCUUGGUCGUCUCGCAUCAGAGUUCCCUCUCGACCCUGCCCUCGCUGUCAUGUUGAUCAGCUCGCCAGAAUUCUACUGCUCGAACGAGAUCCUUUCCAUUACGGCACUCUUGUCUGUUCCCCAGGUGUUCGUCAGACCCGCAUCCCAACGAAAGCGCGCAGACGAAAUGAAGAACCUCUUCGCCCAUCCCGACGGCGACCACCUCACUCUCCUCAAUGUCUACCACGCAUUCAAAAGCCCCGAAGCUCAGGAGAACCCCAAGCAAUGGUGUCACGACCACUUCCUCUCCCUCCGAUCCCUCCAGUCCGCAGACAAUGUCCGCAUGCAACUCCUUCGCAUCAUGGAGCGCUCAGAGCUAGACAUGGUCUCCACACCAUUCGAAGACAAGCGCUACUACGAAAACAUCCGCCGCGCGCUGUGUGCUGGAUUCUUCAUGCAGGUCGCCAAGAAGGAAACGCAGGGCAAGAACCAGUACAUCACAAUCAAGGACAACCAGAACGUUCUCCUCCACCCGUCCACUGUGCUGGCAAUUGAAGCGGAAUGGGUUUUAUACAACGAAUUUGUCCUGACAACCAAGAACUACAUCCGGACAGUCACUGCCGUCAAGCCAGAAUGGCUAUUGGACAUCGCCCCCACAUACUACGACAUCUCCGGCUUCGCCAAGGGCGACGUCCGCUCGUCCCUCCUUCGCGCCGCCGAAAGACUCGCUCGCAAAGAGAAGAUGCGCGCUGACCCCGGCAAGAGACGAUAA